ACUUUUACCCACCAUUUUGCAUUUGGUGUCACCGACAAAAUUGUCUCUACUAAAUUCUUAGUUUCGUUUCGUUGAAAUUUUGUUAUUUAUCGAUUCAAAUUCUAAUUAAAACCAUGGCCAAUAAAGUUGAGAGUGAGGCCGCAUUAAAAUUACAGUUGAAAAAUAAGCGACUGUGCAGAUUUUGCUGUUCAACAAGCGACACAUUGAGUAAUAUUUAUUCAACAGAAAAUCGUAUCAAAAGUAAAGCUCCGUUGCCACUGCAAAUCAUUUCCACCAUAUCAAUUGAAGUUUUUACAAACGAUGGUAUGCCCUCGUUGAUAUGUGACUCUUGUCGUCUUUUGAUGGAUUUCUGCUACCGUUUCAAGCAAAUGUGUAAAAAAGCCGACACAUUGCUGAAGCAAUUUCCACUGACUGGUACAUGGCCGGAAAAAUUGGUUCUUCCACAAUAUCCCGACGAGUUGCUAAAGGCGCCGGUAAAAUUUACUGUCCCUCAAGCCAUCAAACGAGAACCUAGCAACGAACAGGUUUUCGAAAUAUCGCCAAAGCGCAUACGAACCGAAUUGCCAAGACCUUCGUCAAAAAGUCCAACGAAAUCACCGCCAAGUACGUCUCAACCUACAAUCAAAUUCUUGAACCGAUCAUCACAGUCGAAUGCAUCCAGCGCCGUCAAUUCUAAGCAUAUUGUUGUUGUAAAAGGUGAAACGGGGAACGAAGAAAUCGAAGUUAUCGAAACACCAGUGCCAGAAGCGCCAGCUCCAGCACCGAAAAUUCUUAACAAAAAUCCCAAAAUUCUCAACAAAAAUGCGAGAAGUUACGCUGAGCCGAAACUUUGCGAGCCAAUCAUUCGCACCGACGAUCAAGGAAAUGUGGAAAUUGUUACAGUGAUUUUAGAGAAUGAACAGGAUCCGUUGAAAGUUGCCGAUCCAGUCGAGACCAAUGUUUUUCCAUGUCCAUACUGUGAACGCAGCUUUCCAUUGAAACAGUUAUUGGACAUUCACGUCACGAAUCAUACAAGAGAACGAAAAUUUUCUUGCGACAUUUGCGAGAAGUUAUUCUUCAGCAAGUACGAUCUGUCCAAGCAUGCUCUCAUUCAUUCCGGGGAGAAACCGUUCCAGUGUGUGGUCUGUUCGAAAUCGUUUUCUAGAUCCACAUUGCUGUCACGUCACGAAAAAAUUCACGUCGAACAACCGAAGCAUGUGUGCUCCUUCUGUGACCGAAAAUAUUUGAAUGCCGAAGAUUUGGAGAAGCACAUCGAACGACAUAAGAAGAAUCGUCCAUUCCCAUGCAAUUUGUGUGGAAAAAGUUUUGCCUUCAAACAAGGACUCGAACGACACGAAGUGAUUCAUCAGAAAGAUCAACCCUACCAAUGCGAACACUGCGAUCAAAGUUUUUCCACUCCAAACAAAUUGGCUCGUCAUUUAACGGCACAUGCUGGCCAACGCCCGUUCCCAUGUCGACUAUGUCCAAAGUCGUACUUGCUCAGUCAUCAUUUGACUCGACACCUUCGCUCACACAAGGAUGGCGAAGGAUCGUACAAAUGUAGCGAUUGUGACAAAUUGUUCACCGUUCGAGACGAUUUGAUUUACCAUUCGGCUAUUCAUGCCACUCAAAAUUUGACUUGUCCAUUGUGCAAGCUGAAAUUCAACAGCUUAGAUGACGUCACUGAUCACAUCAAAUCCCAUACACUGUCCGAGCAAUAUGCCUGCGAAUUCUGUGAUCUAAUCUUUACCACGGAAGACCAGCUCGUUUCCCACAGUCAAGUGGAACACUCUGAUGAACAGGCCGCUUAUGACGAGGACGAUAAAACACGCAAAGGCAAAGAGACCGAGAUCGAUUAUCAUGAGACACUUUUUGUUGAACCGUUCGAACAGAAACCGUUAAACAUUAUCAACGAACCAGAUAAUCAGGAUGAAAAUAUGUCUGAUGGAACGGACGUCCCAUACACAGGCGAGGUGGAAGAGUUCGCUUUACUCUCUGUAAAGAAAUCAACCAACCGCAAGGUGUUCAAAGGCAACAAUCGUGAUGUGGAAAAGCGACUGACCCGUUCAGCUGAUCUAAAGAAGACAAGUCCUUCGGCCAAACUGCCAGUACUAACGAAAGUGAACAUCCAAAAUGUUCCCAAGGGCAUCACAAUUACCAAGAAAACAGUAGCGGCUACUCAAAAACCAAUCGCCGAAGCAACUACGAAGUCUGAAAAUGAGACUAAAUCGAAGAAAACCACUCCGGACUCCAGUCCAGACAGUAAGCCGAGUGGAUCGCAGAAAUUAGCCGUAAAAGCAAAGCCUGAAGCCAAGAAUACGUCUCCGAAAAGUGCGGCCAAUGACGUACAGAAAGUUAAACUGACGAAAGCUCAGGUCGCUGCUAUGGCUAAAGAAGGUAAAAUAGCCGUCAAGGAUGGUAAAGUUUUUUUAAGGAAUGGUUCGAGCAAAACGGCGAAGUAGAAAAUUAUUCGAUAGAAGCGGACAGGCGAUGAAGAGGGUAAGUUUUAUGAUGGAGACUAUCGUUAGCGCGGUAUUUUAUUUUUAUUUUGAUGCUUGGGGUAAAUUACACUCGGAGUGAUAUGGAAAUCGGACACAAUUCUCUUCGUUUGUUAGCGUGAACAGUUGCAAACGUGUAUCCUAAAAAAUUCAGUGCGGAAAUAUCUACUUCCAUAUGGGUCCCACAAACGUGAUGCAGAUAAACAUAGGAAAUACCUUUACACUCAGAAGAAAAUCCUUUGUUAUUGAAGUCCUUAAAUCCUUCAAAAGUCCUUCAAAAUCAAGGGAUAAUCCUUAAAAAUCUAGUAAAAUGUUUGAAAGUUCAUUCGAAUCCUAGAAAAUCCUUCGAGGAUUUUCUCAUAGAAAAACCUUCUGGACUCAAAAUACAUAAUUUUGUCCCUUCGUCUACGUGAUAGCAAUUGUGUCGUAUCUCAUUUUUUUCUGAUUGUAAUUUACACCGAAAUGCAAUAUAAUCCCUCAGCGUAGAGGAAAUGUUUCUGAUUACUGGUCCAAACAAUUAAUCUACAUUUAGGGAUUGUUACAUUUCGCCAUGGUUUGUGUACAUUUAAUGCUUUCUAAUCUAUCUAUCGAUAUAAUAUUACCGUUAUUUGCUCAAAUGCUGUAGCAACUAUUGCUGGUAACUUCAAAUAAGUAAAGUGAAUACAAGAUCUAUAAUUCUUGAGGGGGAAACCACUAGCCAGAAUUUGAAAAAAUAGUUUCAAAAAUUCUGAUGUACGAAACAUUACAAAAAUUUUGACCAACAUGCAGAUUUAAAUCAUUGAUAACUCACUAAAUAUGCGUUCGGGAGAGUCCAACGAGUGUUUUACCCCCAAUGAGUGGAUAUAUUUGGGGGUAGAACACAUAUUCGACUCACGACAAUGCAUAUUUAUGGAGUUGUAAAUGAUUUCAAUCUGCUGGCAGCACUGAAAAAUGCGAACGUCAUUAUUUAAUAAGAUUUGGCCAAGUCAUAAUUCGGAAGCGGUAAAAUUUAGGGGAAUAAAUGGUCUAAGAAAGACCCAAUACCUAAAAAUGUCAUCUUUGGAAUAUUUUUUGGAAAAUUGUUUGUCUUGAUCAAAAAUCAUCCACAAAACAUACAAAUUGCUUACAAUUCUCUAAUUGACCGUAAACAGUUUUUUUUUAUUAUUUAUUUUUCAUGUCCCAGAAAGGACUCAUGUAAUUGCAUUUAAUGAAGAUGUAAUGAAUUAACAGUUCAACCCAAAUAUCAUUUUUCAAUAAAGCUUAUCAG
This is a messenger RNA of Bradysia coprophila, 3723 nucleotides long. RefSeq lists its product as uncharacterized. Gene Ontology annotation, molecular function: zinc ion binding. The record is from RefSeq and is a predicted model, not a curated record. Gene Ontology annotation, cellular component: nucleus. NCBI's taxonomy places the organism in Eukaryota, Metazoa, Arthropoda, Insecta, Diptera, Sciaridae. Gene Ontology annotation, biological process: regulation of gene expression.